Molecule: messenger RNA, 4798 nt
Organism: Parasteatoda tepidariorum (common house spider)
Lineage: Eukaryota; Metazoa; Arthropoda; Arachnida; Araneae; Theridiidae
Biological process (GO): triglyceride biosynthetic process
Cellular component (GO): plasma membrane
Molecular function (GO): diacylglycerol O-acyltransferase activity
Source: RefSeq, a predicted model, not a curated record
CCUGCGGCAUGGAAACAGCAAACACGCAUAGAAUCUUUACCCGGGAAGGAGUUAAAGCGUGAGAAUAAUACUGUGUCCGGUCACGGCGCGUGCCCGUUCACGUCCGGCAACUUAUGGUUUUCAACAAAUCGAUGAGAGGACCUCUACAGCGUCGGUACUCGUCACCAUAGUAACCAGAUGUUUUGUUUAGAAAUCUAUCUUACUAUCUCGAUCAUUUCUCCCUCACUCAGCUGGGAAAAAAGAAAGGCAAGCAGCAAAAAAUAUAACAACGAAUAAUAUCCAAGAUUUCCAAACACGUCGCAUCAUUUUUAUUUUUUUCCCUGUCCCAAGAACAGCGAAUAAUUUACUGCCUGGUGAAGGAAAGUAAUGAUUUCUAAGAAACAUCUCAUGUUCCAUCCGUGGAAAACAUACAUGCAAGAACAAGAAACGCAGAAACCUAACCUGUGAUAAAUAAAAAGCAAAGUAAACAUCUCAGUAUAGCUCAAAAGAAUGACAAAAAAAAAUUCCCAUUUAUUCGCAUGGCAGUUAAAACUUCUUUAAAAAUACAAUGAGGGGACUCGUAUGAUUCACCACAGCUUCUUUUACUGAGCUAAUUUAGAGCGUAUGGUGUAGUGGAUAUUAUGAAGCGAGCAAGUUUAAAUUGCUUAAAGCACAAACUAAUCCAUUCCUUAUGACGAAAAGCAAAAGUACUUAAUUAGGAAAGCUUUUAUAAGUAUUUAACGUUUUUCACUUUUGUAUUACGUAUUAAUGUUUUGAAUAAAAACAUGGAGGUAAGCGACGGAGAGGAGGAAAGGGAAUCUCCAACAGAGAAAACCGCGUUAGAAAGUCCUGUUGUUAUUCCGCAGUAUAUGAAAAAUGUUCCUGUUAAAAAGAUACGGCAUCCAGCAGAACGUAGUAUUGUACCGACAGUUAUUAUAUCCACUAUAUUUGUGGUUGGUGGCUUUGCCUUUGGAUUGCCAGUGGUAGCAACUCUAACCGUAGCUGUAGUUGUGGUGGGUAUGAUUAGGAUAGCAACAACCGUUUGCUGCGCAAGUCGAUUGGGCUAUGGCUUUGCUGGCUGUACUGGAUUUAUGUCUGCUACAGAUGCAUUUUGGUUGCAUGAUUCCCGCUUUAACUGCUACGUCGCACAUUGCCUUUUUUUCGUAGAACGUGGACUGGAUGUUCGAACUGCGCGAGAAAUCCUACAAAGCAGAGUGAUUGAAAAAACAACUGAAAAUGGCGAAAGAGCCUUCGCUCGUUUCACUCAAAAAGUGGUCUCAGUAUCAGCUGGUUACUGCUGGGUUGAUGAUAGUGAGUUCGAUAUCGAAAAGCAUGUGUUUGAAGAGGCUCGUCGCAUCAGAACUAGACAUCAACUAAGAGACCUGAUAUCGUCUUUGAUGAGCCAUCCUCUAGCUCCGAAUAGACCACUUUGGGAAGUCAGAAUGGUGAAAAACUAUGGCGAUGCCCGGGACACUGUGUUAAUAGUUCGUGUCCACCAUGCCUUGAGCGAUGGGGUAACUUUUAUAAAAUUAUUAGGUAACUUCUUGGCAGAUCAUCCACAAAUGUUGCGAAUCAAACCUCGAAUCGGUGGUACGACUUUUCCAUUGAAUGUAUUUCGAGCUGCUGUUGUUGCUCCAUUGACUCUUCUGACAUGGCUUUUAACGCGUAGGGACUAUAAUCCAAUAUCUCAUCGCCAACCUCUUUCUGGAAAAAGAACUAUUGGAUGGUCUUCGGGCAUCCGUUUUGCUACGGUGGAUCGUAUUCGUCAGGUGACCCACUGCAGUGUUAACGAUGUUCUUAUGGCCGCUGCAAGAGGUGCGAUAAGGGAUUACUUUAAGAAGCAUUGUGGAUUGCACUCACCACCAGAUGUCACUGUAAACAUACCACUUGAUCUACGUUAUGAGCCUACGUCCAUGGAGUCCUACCCAGAGCUUGGUACUGGUUUUGCUGUCGUCAAUGCCAAACUACCCACCAACACUGAAGGCGCCAUUCCUGGUCUCUGGGACGUCCAUCAGUGCAUGGACGAAUUAAAAGGUUCCUGUGAUGCCGUCGUCAUGUACAGCACAAUCCACUACUUGAUGACCCUUCUUCCUGCCUGCGUGUGCCAAUGGCUGGUGCGGACCGUCCUCAAGAAUGCUAGUCUUUCCUUUUGCAGCCUUCCUGGUCCCGAGAGGCAAGUGAUGCUAGCUUCCUGCCGCCUCAAAUCCGUCACUUUCUGGAUGAACUCACAUCCAGAUGUUCCUGUGGCCUUCUGUAUAUUUUCUUACGCUGGAAAUUUUUAUGUUGGUGUGUCUGCAGACAGUGGCACCAUUGCGUCGCCGAAGAUUCUAGUGAAAGGCUUUACAACGCAUCUAGACAGGAUGUACAGUAUUAUAGCAAAACGUAAAAUCCCUGGUCAGGAAAGGAGAAGGAGCUCGUUUACUGCUGAGCGGAGGAGAGAAGAGAUAUUCAAGCCAUCUGUUAAGGAGAUCAAUAGCAAAUUGCACGCAGUACAAGAUGAACUACACGAAAUCACACGGAAGCUGGAGAUGAUGUCGAUGCCAGGCUAUAUCCAUCCUCCGGAAUACGCCCCGGCACCACUCUACCAGAAAGCUCUAAAUCAUCGCAUGGAAGAACUAAAAGAAGAAUUCGUGGAACUUAUUACAGAACUGAGAAAGAGAAAAACAGUAGCUGGUGGAGUUGUUAUUGAUAUCGAGGAUGUACAUUACGACCACGACUUAGACGGACAGCUGAGGCGACCGAAACGGAUGCUCGCCAAUCAAGGCAGGCGGCCCAGCUUCACCGCGCUAACCACGCUUCUGUCUACCUCGCGUCCUCUGCUCACACAGUAUGCCCCAACGGCCGCCCAGCAAGCAUUGUAUUACGUCCCAUCGGACCCCGAUUUGGAAAUACGACGAACACCUGAACAGCAGAGAGCACUCCUAGCAAGAAGUAAUGAAGCAUGUUAUAUAUCUCGAAGUGGUGGUUUGUAUCGAAGAGAAAAUGCUUAUUAAAACUUAACAGAGUGUUUACUUUCUUUAUAUUUUUUUAUGUCAUUGUACUUUGAUGUUAUUUAAGAUUCACCUUAACACUGUUUUGACGUCUAUCAGUUAAAGUUAUUCAGUUCUUAUAAGAUUUAUUGGCAUCAGAAAUAUUUGUAUUUGAAAGAUAUAUUUCGAUAAUUAAAAGAAGUUUAAUUACCGAUAUUCGACAGUUAAAAAAGUUUAACCGAAAUGCAGGUUAAACAUCUGGUACUUGUUACUAGAUUACCAUACAAUACAAUACGAAUUUUUUUUAUUCAUUUGAUGGACGAAUUUGAGUUAGAAAUUUAAAAAUGUAUAUUUUAGUGUCUCAAAUCUUGCUCAUGAAGGGCAAAAACCAAUAUUUGUAAAAAAAAAAUGCAUCUAUAAUUCUUGAAAAAAGGUUUUUAAUGAAAAAGUACUAAUUUGUUUAAUGAAUUCCAUCAGAACAUUAAUAUAUCGAUAUUUUAGUUAUCAAUGCACUGAGUCACGUGACUUCAAAAUUUUCUUUUGAUAUUAUUAUGCACAUCUCUCCCUUACUUGUAUUCUUAAUUUUUGCGCAUAGUUAUUUCAUAAACAAACUUAAUCAUCUUACGCAUUCUAAAAGAACACUCACAUUUCAGUUUUUAAUAUAGCGAGUCACGUGACUUCGGAAGAUUCUUCUGGGACUGACUAUUAUGUAUAGUACUAUAGAACUCCCUAAUUUCUAUACUUAAGCUAUUAUGCCUCGAUACAUUACGUUUGAAAAUUAUUAAUAAAAAUUGUCAUGCACAUAAUUUUGCAUCAGUAUUUAUUUGAAUGAUAGAAUCAUGCUGAUCUUUUAAAGUACCAAUUCUGAUUCAGUGUAAAACCAUAUGCUUAAUUUGAAAUUGGAACUACUUCAACCCAUUUAUAAAUUUUGUGAGUCUUCAUGUGUGUUAAAAGUUAAUCUACUCCAUAUAAGAGUAAGAAAAGCUUUUAAUAUUGUUUUAAAUGUAAGUAAGAGUUCUAAUAUUGAACAUCUUAUAACUUGCAAAUGAGCUUGAAAAGAAAUUGUAUGAGUAAAUGAUUUUAAGAAUGGAGCUUUAAACUGCAUGAAUGUAAAGAAAUGAAACGAAAAGAAAUAGAUUUACAAAUGGAAAGACUUUUUGAAAAUGAAAAUUUAUUUUCUAAAGAGAGGACUUUAUAAAUGUCUUUAGAGAACAUUAUAAGUGUUUCUUUAAAAUUAUUUUUGCUUGAAGGAGCCGCAAUAUUUAUUUACAACUAACUAUUAUAUUAAAUUAAUAUUUUAGAGCUUAUAUAUCUGAAUAUUGAGCUUUAUUUAAAUGAAAGUAAAUCUUUGCUUUUAUUUUAAUUAAAUUAACCUAUAGAAUUUGGGGUAUUGCUUAAAUUUAUUAUUAUAUAUCCUUAUGCAACUCUAUUACAAAUUAAUUAAAAAGAAGAAAAAAAAUUUAAAAAAUAAAAAAUUAUUAAUAAUGAUUAUAUAUGACACCAUUUUUGAGUUGCUUAAGACUAUCUACAAAUAGAAUGGGCAAAAGUACUAUUUUAAAUUAAAUUUAUAAAUUGUUUUAUUGUGUUUUGGCAAAAACUUAAAAUUUGAUUUGUUAUUACAUAUUGUUACUUUAUUUUCUCUGGUCAAUAAUUUCUUUUAACUAAAAAAUUCGAAUGAAUGCAAUUUAAACAUAAGUCUUAAUCAAUAUUCGAGACAUUUACUUCCUUUAAAAAAUAAUUUUAUUUUGCUUCUACUUGUAUUUCUUAUUCACACCAUGAAAUAAAGUUAAAGAUUAUUUUAUUUGCAAGAAUUUGAAAAUUUAUUGCUGAUGUUUUUAAUAAUUAAUUAU